CAUAUAUGGUCAAAGCCACAGGGAGACGUCGCAGCUGGGCGCUCGGCUGAGGCUUCCGGGUUUGAAUCGCUGGGCGGCCGGGAGCAGAGGCUCAUCCAUAGACACUCCGUGCAGGCUCCGUACUCGCAGCAAGAUGCCCUAUGAGCUGAAACAUGUGUUUGCCAGCCUUCCUCAGACGGAGAGAGGGGUGGCCAAGGUGCUCGGAGGAGACCCCAAGGGCAACAACUUUCUGUACACGAAUGGAAAAUGUGUGAUCAUCAGGAAUAUAGAGAACCCGGCCAUUGCAGAUGUCUACACCGAGCAUGCCCACCAGGUGGUUGUGGCCAAGUACGCUCCCAGUGGGUUCUACAUUGCAUCUGGAGAUAUCACUGGUAAGCUAAGAAUAUGGGAUACCACGCAGAAGGAGCAUCUCCUGAAGUAUGAGUACCAGCCGUUUGUGGGGAAGGUUAAGGACAUCGCCUGGACAGAGGACAGCAAGAGGCUUGCCGUGGUCGGGGAAGGAAGAGAAAAGUUCGGCUCUGUGUUUCUCUGGGACACCGGCUCCUCAGUGGGUGAAAUCUCUGGACACAUUAAAGCAAUUAACAGCGUGGACAUCAAGCAGACCCGGCCCUAUCGUCUGGUGACCGGCAGCGAUGACAACUUCUCGGCUUUCUUCGAGGGACCACCGUUUAAGUUCCAGUUUACAAUUGGCGACCACAGCCGUUUUGUUAACUGUGUGCGAUUUUCACCCGAUGGCAACAGAUUUGCAACUGCCAGUGCAGAUGGCCAGAUUUUCCUGUAUGAUGGAAAAACGGCAGAAAAAAUCUGCUCUCUUGGAGGUGGAAAAGCGCACGAUGGAGGAGUUUAUGCAAUUAGCUGGAGUGCUGACAGCACCCAACUCCUUUCUGCAUCUGGGGACAAAACUGCUAAAAUCUGGGAUGUUGCCGCUAACUCAGCAGUCACCACGUUUAGGCUGGGGACAGACACGCUCGAUCAGCAGCUGGGAUGCUUGUGGCAGAAGAAUCACCUGCUGACUGUUUCUCUGUCUGGCUACAUCAACUAUUUGGACAAGAAUAACCCAGACAGACCCCUCCGUGUGAUCAAGGGUCACAGCAAGUCAAUCCAGUGCAUGACCGUCCACAGAAACGAUGGGCGGCCCACCAUUUAUACAGGAAGCCAUGAUGGACAUAUCAAUUAUUUUGAUGCUGAGACGGGGGAGAACGACACCUUUUCCGGUAAAGGCCACACAAACCAGGUGUCCAGUAUGGCUAUUGACGGCUCCAACCAGCUAGUCACUUGCAGCAUGGACGAUACAGUGCGUUUCACUAGCAUCACGGACAAAGACUACAGCCCCCAGAAUUCUGUGAAAUUGGAUGUCCAACCAAAGAGCGUGGCUGUCGGUACUGGAGGGUACACCGUCGCCGUGUGCAUUGGCCAGAUUGCGCUGCUAAAGGACAAGAGAAAGGUUUCAGUCAUUGAUUCUCUGGACUAUGAACCGGAAACUGUCGCCAUUCACCCAGGCUCUGGGGACGUUGCAGUCGGCGGUGCGGACGGCAAUGUCCAUCUGUAUUCCAUUCAAGGAAACUCUCUGAAGGACGAGGGGAAGACUCUACCGGUUAAGGCUGCUGUCACCAGCCUCGCCUAUUCCAACGAUGGUGCCUUUCUUGCUGCUACUGAUGUGAACAGGGGUGUCACAGUCUUCACUGUUGCUGAUGGAUAUGCGGAGAAGGACCGCUAUUAUGGGCACCAUGCAAAGGUAGUCUGUGUGGCCUGGUCACCCGACAAUGAACAUUUUGCCACUGGGGGUAUGGAUAUGAUGGUUUUUGUAUGGACCGUGAGUGAUUCAGAUAAGCAGCUCAAAAUGCCAGAUACCCAUCGACUACACCACGUCAGCGGUUUGGCUUGGCUGGACGAGCACACACUGGCCACCGUGUCCCACGAUGCUUGUGUCAAACAAUGGACAGUCACCUACAAAUGAGCACCGAGUAUAUGCUGGCAGGACAUAGCUAGGACUACUGCAAUUGGAAAUUCUAUUAAAAAAAAAAAAAUUAUAUAUAUAUUUCUGUUCUAUGCUCCGUGGUUACGUGGCUGCAUUCUCAUUCUGCAGACAUAAAUGGUGUGUCUGUCUAUAACCCAUGUACUUUCAAAAAAAAAAAAAAAAAAAGCUUUAGUCAGUGACUGCUUGCAGAUGAAUAGCACUUACAUGUCAGAUUCUAUCAUUGACAUUCCAGAGGUAACAGGCCAAAUGCUGUAGCACUCGCAGGAAGGUUGCAGGCGGGAGAGACUGUACUGUGCGCUGUACUUUCCGUAUCGGCUGCCAUGGUGACAAUAGUUGUGAUCUAUUUUUACAAUCCUGGUGUGCAUCUACUGUGUUUUCUUGCUCUGCUUGUCCAUGAAACUGUUGCCUCAAAAAAAACAAGUACCCUUCAGAUGAUAAC
Bufo bufo (common toad) is the source of this 2417-nucleotide messenger RNA. It is a transcript of the gene WDR1, whose product is annotated as WD repeat domain 1. NCBI's taxonomy places the organism in Eukaryota, Metazoa, Chordata, Amphibia, Anura, Bufonidae. Bases 134 to 1957 code for a protein of 607 amino acids. The record is from RefSeq and is a predicted model, not a curated record. Gene Ontology annotation, molecular function: actin filament binding. Gene Ontology annotation, biological process: locomotion; positive regulation of actin filament depolymerization; actin filament depolymerization. Gene Ontology annotation, cellular component: cortical actin cytoskeleton. The transcript is spliced from 15 exons.